Molecule: messenger RNA, 808 nt
Organism: Xylaria bambusicola
Lineage: Eukaryota; Fungi; Ascomycota; Sordariomycetes; Xylariales; Xylariaceae
Exons: 2
Coding region: 102-587 (161 amino acids)
Molecular function (GO): oxidoreductase activity
Source: RefSeq, a predicted model, not a curated record
AAGUUCCUUCACAAACGCAACGAAUCUUGCAACUCUGCUGAGAAUAUUGCCCAUCGUCCAUUCAUCGAUCUAUCCUCUCCGGUUCUUACGCCUCGCCUAUCAUGGCUAAGCUUGAGCGUGUGCUGCGCAUGUCAGGGAUCUCUUACCGUAAAGAGGGUGUUUCUGAAGAGGAAUUCCAUCGCUUCUCUAGAUCCCAUGCCGUUGCAUGCGCGAAGAUCCAUGAGAAACAUGGCAUUUUGAAAUACCAGAUGGCCUACAGCUCUUCCAGUCUCCAAGCUUUGGGUCACAGCAUGAGAACACCUUACCAGGUGAAUAAGCACGACCUUGAGAUAGAGUACUAUUUCAAGGACGUCGCGACACUCCUUGCUAUAUCCAAUGACGAAGAAUUCAAAAACCUUCACGUCGAGGCCGAACCCUACUUUGACCAAGAUAGAUCCAAGGUCACCCUGACAUGGAUUGAAACCUAUGUAGAAAAUGGGAAAAUCGUGAACAUUAAUUCAGAAGGGGAAAGCCUUUACGCCUCUGUCGCUAGUCUUGCCAAAGUUGAGGAAUCAGAGAAGCCGGUUGGCAAGUAUUAUGGGAAAUGAUCUAUGUAAUUAGUCUCUCACAUUAUGCAUGAAUGCAUGAUCAAACUAUUCUCAAGAAGCAACUCUUGACCUAGUGACUUGCGGGCACAAAUGCGGGGGAUAAAAAUCGGGGAAAUUCACCUAUACCACCUCUGUAAAUGGGGUCAUAGCGCCGAGCUAACCUACGCAAUAACGCAAGAAGCAAGAACCAAAAAAAAAAAAAAGGUCCUCGUCAACGAUAA